AUUUUUUUCGUUAUAAAUUAUCUACAAGGUUUAAUGACUUAAAUUUUCAUUUAUUAGCAUAAAUAUGAAUAUUGAUACAUGUUUGGAUGGUCAUAAAGACCCCCAAAAUAAUAAUAAUGCUUUAGUGAAACUAAUAAAGAAAUGUACAGCAUUUUUAUCAGCUGAUAAUGAAAUUCAACUGAGACAAAAAAUUAUUGAUUUGAAUGGAUUGUAUGCAAUGUGGAAUAGUGAUAAUGAUGAAGACUAUCCGGCCGAAGUGUACGCGGCCGUCGCCGAAAUGUUCGCGUCCAACGUGUUCCGGCCGCUGCCGCCCUCGUCGUACAUGGCGGCCGACGACGACGAGUGCGGCGGCGUGGACGGCGGCGGCUUCGGUGGCACCGCGGAGGACCACGCGGCCGCGGAGGCCGUGGCACUAGAGUUCCAGCAGACGGCCAUGGCGUACCAGACGUUCCGGGCGUUCGUGGACAGGCUGGCGUUCGACGGCGACAAGGCCGGGCCGCACAUGGGACGGCGGUUCGCGGGCGGCCUGGCGCACCGGCUCAACGCGGCCGACAUGAACGAGCGGCUGACGGCCCGCGACACGAUGAUCCGCGUGCGGGAGAUGUGCCCGCAGGCCCAGGCGGGCGUGCUGGACGCGGCCGUCGACGAGCUGGCCGACUUCGCGUACGGUUACGCGCCGCGGCACAACGGCGUCCACGAGCUGCUCGACCUCGUCGCCGACACGGUCGUCUACGCGGAAGUCUCGCGGCCGGCCGUCGAAAAGCUGUCUAGAGUUCUGUUACGUUUACUCAAACACCAAUAUUUGUAUUCAUUCAAGACCAAGUUAAUCGAAUGUAUAAGAGCUUUGGAUAGUCAACACGAUGGGUUGAUUCCUAAAGUGUUGGUAUUCAUCAUGGACAUCUGGAAAAGUCAUAACGUGAAAACCAUUGUUUUGCUGCGCACAAUGGUCGAAUUGUACGAAUGGUGCAACAAGGAAAAUUGGAUUAAAUUGCAGUUACCGGUUGUUUGCCACAUAUCCAAAUUUUUCAGUGACUACGAUUUUCAGCUGGCCGAGGAAUCUAUGAAUUUUUGGAUUCGAAUUAUGCACGAAAACAUUAAAUACUGGCAAGGCAGAAAAGAUGACGUCAGAGUCGUCGUAAACGCUUUGAAAAAGGUGAAACGAACUCACUGGAACUCAGAUUGCGUGAUCAUGGCAAAAAACUUGCUAAAAAUAAUGGUUAUGAAAAAUGUGAUAAAAGACAGCUGCGUGGAAGAUCCGGAAGAUAUGUUCCAAGAAGGGAAGUCUAAAGUGAUAAACUAUUGUGACUACAUAUCCCAGAAAAUACUGAAACCAUUGGUAAAUCAUUCCAAAUCAACUGUUUAGCGUUACUCAAAGGUCCGUACAUGGACAUAAUAUGAUGGCUAAACAAUACAUUAGAUUGUGAUAUAAAGAAUGUAUAGAACGUGAUGAAAAAUAAAAUUUAAAUCCAAACUUUGAAAAAGUUCUUUUAAUUAAAACGAAAAUAGUUUUAUACGCAUAUUUUAAGUACCGUGCAAACAUUGUGAUGUGUGUUUUUAUUUAUUCGAUUUAAUCUUCUUAUAACAAAAUCCGUAUAAAUGAUAUCGUGUAAGGGUUAAACGUCAGUUUAAAAACUUUUUAAUUGCCAAUUUUAAGGGUUUGAAUAAUAUUAAAAUUGUUUUCUUCAUCGAGCA
Messenger RNA from Acyrthosiphon pisum (pea aphid), 1692 nucleotides. Its product is annotated as serine/threonine-protein phosphatase 2A 56 kDa regulatory subunit gamma isoform-like. Gene Ontology annotation, biological process: signal transduction. The record is from RefSeq and is a predicted model, not a curated record. Gene Ontology annotation, molecular function: protein phosphatase regulator activity. Bases 65 to 1363 code for a protein of 432 amino acids. The transcript has 4 exons. Gene Ontology annotation, cellular component: protein phosphatase type 2A complex. NCBI's taxonomy places the organism in Eukaryota, Metazoa, Arthropoda, Insecta, Hemiptera, Aphididae.